AUGCCGCUGGAGGCGUGGGUCCGCGCGCACCGCAUGGCGAGGGACAUGUUCACCGCCGCGCUCAUCUUCCUGCCGCUGAGCUUGUUCGUGAUGCUCAACUCGCUGAACGAAUGCCUGUGCCCCAGCUGCAACCUGCACCAGCUGUGCCUCUACCGCGACCCGGGCCACGCGGCGCGCCGGGAGCACGAGUGGUGCACCGACCAGGCAGAGCAGGAGCCGGCGCCGGCCGGGGCGCGGGCCAGGCCGCCAGCGCAGACGUCGAUGCCUUCCGCCGCGGGUGCCCCGGCAGCUGGCAGCGCCAAGCAGGAGGAUGGCCUGGUCUCGCUGUGGACGUGGGUCGCCGGCCAGAUGUCGCCGCGCUCGGGGGCGCCGGACACCGCAGAGGACGCCUCGUCCUCGGCUCGGGUCAUGGCGGUGUGA
Molecule: messenger RNA, 420 nt
Organism: Prorocentrum cordatum
Lineage: Eukaryota; Dinophyceae; Prorocentrales; Prorocentraceae
Source: the annotation of a GenBank genome assembly